Messenger RNA from Sorghum bicolor (sorghum), 2013 nucleotides. RefSeq names its product F-box/FBD/LRR-repeat protein At1g13570. NCBI's taxonomy places the organism in Eukaryota, Viridiplantae, Streptophyta, Magnoliopsida, Poales, Poaceae. The transcript has 3 exons. Gene Ontology annotation, molecular function: protein binding. Bases 109 to 1629 code for a protein of 506 amino acids. The record is from RefSeq and is a predicted model, not a curated record.
UCGCGGCGCGGCGUUGGGCACCACGGCACCAUCCAACAGUCACCACGCCUGACGCCUCCCAAACCAAAACCCUCUCCGUUCUCCGGUCCGGCGCCGCGGCCCGCAGCGAUGGCCUUCACGGGAGGCCGCGGCAUCAUGGAAGAGAUCUUCGCCUGCAUCCCCACCCAGCCCAUCCCCUCGCCCGCCGAAGGCUCCGUUUCCGCCGCCGCCUGCUCCGUCGUCGGUGGAGCCGAGGCCGACGAGGACCGCAUCAGCCGCCUGGCGGACGCGCUGCUCUCCAACAUCGUCUCCCGCCUCCCCAUCAAGGACGCCGCCCGCACCACCGCGCUCUCCCCGCGCUGGCGCCGCGUCUGGGCCUCCACGCCGCUCGUCCUCGACGACGCCCACCUCCUCCAGGACCCGGACCAACCCGACGACGGCCCCUUGGGCUUCGGCACCGACUGGCGCUCCAUCGCCGACGCUGUCUCCAGCGUCCUCGCCGCGCACCCGGGCCCCUUCCGCUGCGUCCGCCUCACCAACGUCUGCAGGUACGCGGCGGCGCGCGACCGCGGCGCGCUCGCGCGCGACUGGCUCCGCGUCCUCGCGGCCAAGGGCGUCGACGACCUCGUUCUCGUCUGCCCUCGCUGGCCCUUCAAGGCGAAAAUCCCCGCCGACAUCCUCCGCGUCGCCUCCCUCCGCAGCCUCUACCUCGGCCUCUGGGACGAGUUCCCCGGGAGCACCAAGUCCCUCCACCGCGGUAACGUUGUCUUCCCCCACCUCCUCGAGCUCGGGCUCUGCCGCACCGACAUCAAGACCGCGGACAUCGACCACCUCCUCCAGUGUAGCCCCCACUUGGAGAAGCUCGCGCUCGUUGCCUGCGACAACUCGCCGGACUGCGUUCGCGUCCGCAGCCGGAGCCUCCGUUGCGUGCUCUUCUGGAUGUCCGUCGCCAACGAGGUCAAUGUGCUCGUCGUCCCGCGCCUCGAGCGGCUUAUCCUGUGGAGUGAGUGCCCCGGUGCCCGUCUCGAUGAUGACUUCCGCACCAGGCUCAACAUUGGUUACGUCCAGGAGCUCAAGGUGCUCGGCUACCUGGACCUAAGGAUCCACGUGCUCGAGAUCUCCAACACUAUCAUCGAGGCUGGGACAAAGCCGAGCCCACGUACCAUUGUUCCAAGUGUCAAUAUCCUGGCUUUGAAGGUCCGGUUUGGAGUUCGCAAGGAAGCUAGAAUGCUGCCAAGCUACCUCAGAUGCUUUCCCAAUGUGGUGACAUUGCAUAUCAUGUCGGAUGAAGCUGAUGAACCCACGGGCAAGCUCAACUUCAAGUUCUGGCAGGAAGCUGGACCCAUCAGCUGCCUUCAGUCCCAAAUCAAGAGGGUGGUGUUCAAGAACUUCAGAGGGAACCGCAGUGAGCUUGCAUUCCUUAGGUUCAUCUGGGAGAGAGCACAGCUGUUGCACAAGAUGGUGAUUGUUUUGGCCGAUGGAGAUGAUCCUGCUUCGUUGGACCAGAUGGUAGCCAAACUGAAACCUCUGGCUUGUGCAAAGCGGGCCAGCAAAGACCGCAAGUUGACCAUCUUGGUGCGUAAUGGAGGAUGCGUAUGGAGCUUCCACAGAGCAUCUGAUCUUUCUGUGAGCGACCCUUUUGAUUGCUGAAGUUCUAGGUGUUGGCUGUUAUGUUUCUCUGAUCGCAGAGCCAUUUUGCUGAACUGGCAGCUUUCCCAUUUCACCAUCUAUCAAUUGCAGGACAUAUUUGGAUCGCCGGCUUAUUUGUUGUCUAGAUUGCUUAUUGUCGUCUCAAAAAAAAAUACGUUAUAUUAGGUUUGAACAUGAGACAGGCUAGUUAGCCCAUGCUGCUUAAGGUUUCAAAUUAGCUACAGUUUAUUUCUUUGCGAUGCAAUGCUCAGAUGCCUUUUUGGUUGUUGGUCGAAAUGAACUAGUUCCAUUCUUGCUACUUGUUAUAGAUUGUCAGCUUUGAGCGCAAAUGCUCACAAACUGGUGAAACCUGUUUCAUUGAGUACUUUUCCGUUGUGCCCACAG